AACGUGUGUCUGCCUGCCUGCCUGCCUGCCUGCAGUCCUGGCUGAGACGUCUGACCAAUAGGGACCCCUGUGUGUCGUUGCAGUGACUGGCUCUGUUCACUCAUCUAACCCAUAUACGUGUCCAUCGAGGUGACAUGAACCAACAGGAAAAAUCAGGAGCCCACGAUGGAAAGGGUUGACAGUCAGUGAUUUCCAUGCCGCCGCGUCACCAGCUUGACUCACCCACAGAUAUACUAGCCAUUGCACACAGGCAGCGUCCCCCUAAGAGUACAACGUGGCGCAACGCAGCAUCGGUCACAUCAGUGACGGAGAUGGCACAUAUAGAUGGACAGAGUCGCCAGCGGCACACACAGCAGCUGCUAUCGACACACAAAAAGAAAAGCCGGAGAGAUCUCCCAGCCGGCUGUAGUUCGGACAUGCACACACCAUCUCUACUCGUUCUUGGCGGAGAGGGCCCUGCAAACACAGACACGGCAGGCGAGGCGAGCGACGGCCUUUUUCCCUUGCUGCUCCACAAAGCUGUCUCUUGCUUACCUAUCGUGCGUGAGGGCAUCGCCUGGGCUAGCUUAGCGUACUCACCGGUCAUCCAUAUUCGAAUAGCGCCCCCUGUCGCUGGCAUCACACGCCAGCAGCGGGGUUGGCGGUCUGACCCCGCAUCGAUACGAGAUGAAUGACGUCACGAAGGCUGACACCCCGUAGAGCACCUGAGCAGGAAGAAAAAACAAACCAGGUAGAUGGUGGUGGGUGUGUGAGGUGAGCUGUGGUGUGCCGUGGUAUGGCAUUGGCUACCGGUCCCCACAGUGUGUCCCCCACCGCUACCCAUAUCGACCACCUGAUUUGAGUCGGCCAGACAUACAGACGGAUCAACCAAAGACAUUGUGUCCCGCAUGCUUACUUGGCUAGCAGUGCGCACACUGUCCAUGCGUAGACACCGUAGACGACCAGCUGAAUAGACGAACGCACACAUACCCAUCCUCGACGUCCAUGGGGCGUCGACGUGCGCUCUCCCUGCUCCGUGCUGCUUACGCCGAAAAGUGCCGCAAAGAGAGUCUCUCUAAACGGCCGCAACUGAUCUUUCGGCGUGACGACCUGGAGAUGAAACCGACAAAACCAACAGGUAGACGAAAAGGAUGCGCAGAUCUAGUUGACACCGACAGUACCGUCACGCCCAGGGUGAUAAACAAGUAUGCGAGAAGCCCGGGGAGGGGCCGCACACCCAUGCUCGCUCCUGCAUGACCCGACAUACACAGGUGAGUCGCGUACGUUGCUUUCCAUCGCCCUGCUCUGCCCUGAUCUGACCUUGAACCGCGUGAACCAUUGGUUGGUAUUGCGGCAGCACAAAGAGAUUGAUCCACGCGACGUCGAGGAGUGUUGUAACGACCGCAGCGAUGAGGAACGUGAGGCAGUAAUACCUGAGUCCGUUUUUGGCGCACAUCUGACGGUACUCAGCCUACAUGUAUGUGUAUGUGCGUACUUGACGGUGGCAACAGAAUCAGCCAU
Vitrella brassicaformis is the source of this 1500-nucleotide messenger RNA. The record is from the annotation of a GenBank genome assembly. NCBI's taxonomy places the organism in Eukaryota, Vitrellaceae.